AUGACUGCCCGCAUAAAGCUCCUUGACGGGGCGAUGGGCACCCAGCUCGAAUCGCUAGGCCAUGACGUCUCUGGACCCAUGUGGGGAUCGGACCUCCUGUACUCCAAUCCUGGCGCUAUAGGGGCGGUGCACGAGGGGUACGCCAAGGCCGGUGCAGACUUCAUUGAGACAGCUACGUAUCAGAUGAGCCUGGAACCGCUUUUGGUCGACCAUGGACGCGAUGAGGCCGAGACUAUCAUGCGAGGCGCUAUCAACAUCGUCCACUCAUCAUCUGGGAGCGAGAGUGCAGGCGUCGUGCUCUCCCUCGGACCGCAUGGCGCCACGCUGUCCCCUUCGCAGGAGUACGGCGGGAUCUAUCCUCCUCCUUACGGUCCCGUCCUAUCCUCAACCUCAUCCUCCUCGACUCGGACAAAUGCCUUCCCAUCGACGCCGAGCGGCCAGGCAGAGGAGCUGGAAGCGGAAGACGCACUCGCGGUGUGGCAUCUCGCCCGUCUGCGGAUCUAUGCGGCCGAGGAGGGGACAUGGCGGAAAGUCGAGUGGUUGGGGUUCGAGACGAUCCCCCUGCUGAGGGAGAUUCGGGCGAUACGGCGUGCUAUGGGGAAGCUAUAUACGGAGCUGGAGGUUAGGUGGGGUGGCGGGAAGGUGUCUGAGGAGGGACAGGAGGGAUGGUGGAGGAAGAAGUUCUGGAUCACCUCGGCCUUUCCGGACGGCCAACAUCCGCAGCACCUGGCUUCCGGUCCAGACCAGCACGUUUCGGUGGACGACGUCCUCUAUUCCCUCAUCUCCCCAUCACCCGACUCGGCGAACUCUCUACCACGUCCAGAUGGGAUAGGCAUCAAUUGCACCCACCCCUCCCAUAUUUCCGCCCUCGCCGAGGCGUUCUACACAUCCAUGCGUAAGCUGGCGAAAAGCCAUGGGGAAGCAGGACCGGUGUUCGUGCUCUACCCGGAUGGAGGGGCGGUGUAUGACACGACGUCCCGGACGUGGACGGAACGCACGACGAGGCCGGACGAGUGGGCUGUGGGUGUCGCUGGGAUCGCGCGAAGACUGGAGGAUGCGCGCUUGGAUGCAGAGGGAGACGAGCAGGGCAAAAAGGUCUGGGCAGGUGUCAUUGUGGGAGGAUGCUGCAAAGCCGGAUUCGAUGAGAUACGGUAUCUUCGUAAAGAGCUAGACAGGGCGGACGCGUGA
This is a messenger RNA of Dioszegia hungarica, 1188 nucleotides long. Its product is annotated as putative homocysteine S-methyltransferase. The record is from RefSeq and is a predicted model, not a curated record. Gene Ontology annotation, molecular function: S-adenosylmethionine-homocysteine S-methyltransferase activity. The coding region runs from base 1 to 1188 and encodes 395 amino acids. Gene Ontology annotation, biological process: S-methylmethionine cycle. NCBI's taxonomy places the organism in Eukaryota, Fungi, Basidiomycota, Tremellomycetes, Tremellales, Bulleribasidiaceae. The transcript is spliced from 3 exons.